AUGUCCUUUCCAUCAGUCCCUUCGGUCGAAGAAGUGAGCAAAUGGAGCCCUAAAGAUGUUAUUACCUUUCUCGAGACUAAAAAGGAGGAACUAUUUCUUGACGACGACGACAUUAAUGUAAUCAAAAGAAACAAAGUCGCCGGUUGUGCUUUUCUCGAUUUAAGCCAAGAAGAAUUUGAACGAUGUGGAUUGACAGUUGGACCGGCGAAAACAAUCAUGAGAUUGAUUAAAGCAAUCAAAAGCCAACCAGAAG
Messenger RNA from Paraglomus brasilianum, 253 nucleotides. The record is from the annotation of a GenBank genome assembly. Lineage: Eukaryota; Fungi; Glomeromycota; Glomeromycetes; Paraglomerales; Paraglomeraceae.